CUGAUCUCUCGAUCAGCUGACGACGGGUUUCCAGGUUUGCCCGUGCAGGGGUCAGUCGGCCGCCAUUUUCUUUCGAGCCGGGAAGGACAUUCGAAGAAGGGCAUCUCCCGACUUGGUCACCAAAAUGCUGUCCGCACGCUUCACGGCAGCUCUUGCCAGGACCGUAAGCCGACAUGCAGUCAAACAGGCAUGUCGGGGUGCACCUGCGGCAGCUGUCCACUGCCGGCACCUUAACACUUCACCACGACUCAGUGCUGCUGGAGGUACUGCAGAGGUGUCCUCCAUCCUGGAAGAACGUAUCCUUGGUGCUGCACCCAAAGCUGACCUGGAGGAAACUGGGCGUGUGCUGUCCAUUGGUGACGGUAUCGCCCGUGUUUACGGCCUGAAGAACAUCCAGGCAGAGGAGAUGGUGGAGUUCUCCAGUGGUCUGAAGGGUAUGGCCCUGAACUUGGAGCCUGACAAUGUCGGUAUCGUGGUGUUCGGUAACGACAAGCUGAUCAAGGAGGGUGACAUCGUGAAGAGGACUGGUGCUAUCGUGGAUGUACCCGUUGGAGAAGAGAUCCUGGGCAGGGUUGUGGACGCGCUGGGAGAACCAAUUGAUGGCAAGGGACCCAUCCAGUCUUCGGACCGGCGACGUGUGGGGCUAAAGGCCCCUGGUAUCAUCCCGCGUAUCUCCGUGAAGGAGCCCAUGUUGACGGGGAUCAAGGCUGUGGACAGCCUAGUGCCAAUUGGCCGUGGCCAGCGUGAGCUGAUCAUUGGUGACAGGCAGACUGGCAAAACUGCUCUUGCCAUCGACACCAUCAUCAACCAGAAAGGCUUUAACGAGGCACAGGAUGAGAAGAAGAAGCUGUACUGUAUCUAUGUGGCUAUUGGACAGAAGAGGUCCACUGUGGCCCAGCUGGUCAAGAGACUAACUGAUGCUGAUGCCAUGAAGUACACCAUCGUGGUGAGUGCCACAGCCUCUGAUGCCGCUCCCCUGCAGUACCUGGCUCCGUACUCAGGCUGCUCCAUGGGAGAGUUCUUCCGGGACAACGGCAAGCAUGCUCUCAUCAUCUACGAUGACUUGUCCAAGCAGGCUGUAGCCUACCGUCAGAUGUCCCUGCUGCUGCGUCGUCCCCCCGGUCGUGAGGCCUACCCCGGAGAUGUGUUCUACCUCCACUCCCGUCUGUUGGAGCGUGCUGCCAAGAUGAACGACUCUUAUGGAGGUGGUUCUCUGACUGCCCUGCCUGUGAUUGAGACCCAGGCCGGCGAUGUGUCCGCGUAUAUCCCAACUAACGUGAUCUCCAUCACUGAUGGACAGAUUUUCUUGGAGACUGAGCUGUUCUACAAGGGCAUCCGUCCUGCCAUUAACGUGGGUCUGUCUGUGAGCAGAGUGGGAUCAGCUGCCCAGACCAAGGCUAUGAAACAGGUGUCUGGGUCCAUGAAGCUGGAGUUGGCCCAGUACCGUGAGGUGGCCGCCUUCGCCCAGUUUGGUUCUGACUUGGACGCCUCCACACAGGCGCUGCUGAGCAGAGGUGUACGCCUGACAGAGCUGCUGAAACAGGGCCAGUAUGUACCCAUGGCUAUUGAGGAGCAAGUAGCAGUCAUCUAUGCUGGUGUCAGAGGUCACCUGGACAAGGUGGACCCCAGCAAGAUCACCAAAUUUGAAAGGCUGUUCGUCCAACACAUCCGAUCCAGCCACACAGACACGCUAGCAACCAUUCGUACCGAAGGCAAACUCUCCGACGCCACUGAUGAGAAGCUCAAGGCCAUCGUCACAAACUUCCUCGCUACCUUCGAGUAACUUUCUCUCACACUGUGUGUAAAUCUUGUUACAGAAUUAAAGAUUACAAAAUAUGAAGAAGCUAGUUCAGACAACAUCAAUUGUUGACAAGGGUUUGUACCCAGGUAUACUUGAAGGAGGGCUGUUGGAUCUAAAAUGUUAACACGCUUUAUACAGAGGCCUAGGAAAGGAACACAUCAUCAUGUGUAUUGUAUGGAAUCCAAAUGUUUUAUGAAAUAAACUCUGGGCCAUAGAGACAUGAA
Messenger RNA from Branchiostoma floridae (Florida lancelet), 2025 nucleotides. RefSeq names its product ATP synthase subunit alpha, mitochondrial-like. Gene Ontology annotation, biological process: proton transmembrane transport; proton motive force-driven ATP synthesis. The transcript is spliced from 12 exons. The record is from RefSeq and is a predicted model, not a curated record. Gene Ontology annotation, molecular function: proton-transporting ATP synthase activity, rotational mechanism; ADP binding; ATP binding. NCBI's taxonomy places the organism in Eukaryota, Metazoa, Chordata, Leptocardii, Amphioxiformes, Branchiostomatidae. Bases 125 to 1783 code for a protein of 552 amino acids.